UAAAUACACAAGGAACGCAUAUGUAAAUGCAUGCAAGUUAGAUAAGGAAUGAUUACUGAAGAAAGUGAGUAACCUUAGAAUUUCGAUCUCUUUUCUUACGCCGUUUGAAUAAAUCAUGGGAAACCUGUUUUGUCUGGUUCAAGUAGAUCAAUCAACUGUUGCUGUCAAGGAGAAUUUCGGAAAGUUUGAUGAUGUUCUCGAGCCGGGUUGUCAUUGUGUGCCUUGGAUAUUCGGAAGGCGGAUUGCUGGACAUCUUACACUAAGGAUUCAGCAGUUAGAUGUUAAGUGUGAGACCAAAACAAAGGACAAUGUUUUUGUUAACGUAGUAGCUUCGAUACAGUAUCGUGCUCUGGUCGAUAAAGCAAAUGACGCAUUCUACAGACUUAGCAACACAAAGGCGCAAAUCCAGGCCUACGUUUUUGAUGUUAUAAGAGCUAGUGUUCCAAAGCUUAAUCUUGAUGACACCUUCGAGCAAAAGAAUGAAAUUGCUAAGGCUGUUGAAAAAGAACUUGAAAAGGCAAUGUCUGCAUACGGUUAUGAGAUCGUUCAAACUUUGAUCGUUGAUAUAGAACCAGACGAGCGAGUAAAGCGAGCAAUGAAUGAGAUCAAUGCAGCUGCAAGGCUGCGGAUGGCAGCUACCGAGAAAGCCGAGGCUGAUAAAAUUCUCCAAAUCAAGAGAGCUGAGGGAGAGGCUGAGUCAAAGUACCUGUCGGGUUUGGGCGUUGCGCGCCAAAGACAAGCCAUAGUGGACGGGUUAAGAGAUAGUGUGUUGGGGUUCGCGGUCAACGUGCCUGGAACCACGGCUAAAGACGUGAUGGACAUGGUUUUAGUGACUCAGUAUUUCGACACCAUGAAGGAAAUCGGUUCUGCGUCCAAGUCGUCUGCUGUGUUCAUUCCUCAUGGACCCGGUGCUGUUCGAGAUGUCGCUACUCAGAUUCGUGAUGGUCUUCUUCAAGGCAAUGCUGCAAGUUGACUCUAUAUACAAGAUAAUGUUCAAGUUUGGCUUGAAAUGCAACUGUCAAGAGUAGAAGAAAAUUCUAAUAAGUUUAAUCAAAUAACCAAGAUUAGGAUUGGGUUAUUCACACGUUUCUUGCAUCAUAUAAGUGUUCACGGUUUGGUU
This is a messenger RNA of Helianthus annuus (common sunflower), 1120 nucleotides long. RefSeq names its product hypersensitive-induced response protein-like protein 1. Bases 116 to 973 code for a protein of 285 amino acids. The transcript has 6 exons. The record is from RefSeq and is a predicted model, not a curated record. Lineage: Eukaryota; Viridiplantae; Streptophyta; Magnoliopsida; Asterales; Asteraceae.